AUGGGACGGGAAGGCGUGGGACAUGAUGAGAGGGGACGAGAUAGAACGAGACGGAAUGAGUGGGACUUGAUGAGACGAGCGCUGGCGGUUCCCGGGCAGAGGCUCCCGGAAGGCGGCGGCCGCCUGCCCCCGGAGGACCCUCCGGCGCGCCGGAGCUUCGACGGCCCUCGCGACGUCUCCCUCCUCCUCUACACGCGGGACAACCCUUUGGAACCAGAAUACGUCACUCUCAAUGAUUCUUCAGCUCCAAGUUUCGAUGCGAGAAAUCCUACACGUGUUAUAAUUCACGGCUGGUUAUCCGGUGCCCAAAAUCUCCAAGAUUACAGAGAAGCGUACUUGGCCACCGGGGAGGCGUACAACGUGGUCCUAGUGGACUGGUCGGGCCCGGCCAGCGCCGACCUGGAGGCGGCCGCGCGCAGCUCCGUGCUGGUGGGCGACUACGUGGGGCGCGUGCUCAACCGCCUGGUGCAGGCGCGCGGCCUCAGUCCGGACGACCUCGUCAUCGUGGGCCACAGCACGGGCGGCCAGAUGGCCGGCGUCGUCGGCAACCGCGUGGGCGGCGGCGCGCCCGCCGAAGUCGUAGCCCUAGACCCUUCCAACGGCCUGUACGACGCCAAUCCUUUGGAGGACCAGCUGGACAUUUCCGACGCCCAGUUCGUCCAGGUGAUUCACACGAACGGAGGGGGCGCGGGGCUGCUCGAGAGCAAAGGCCACGCCGACUUCUUCCCGAACGGCGGUUCGCUUCAGUCUGGCUGCGGGGCGCGGACGGAUGUAGACGGAUGCAGCCAUAACCGUGCACCUACGUAUUACAUCGAAUCCAUAAUUUCAAAAGACUUCGUUGCAACGCGCUGCUCCAGUUACGAAGAUUAUUCCCAAGGGAAAUGCAGCUCCAAUGAACACGCUGUCAUGGGAGAAUGGACACCACGUGGUAUAUCUGGAACUUACUAUCUGAACACCAACACGAAAUCUCCGUUCGCUCAAGGCCAGACAGGUCUAUAAGUAAGAAAGUUUUCCUGUGUACUCACGGUGAAUACAAUGAUUAUGUUAAUAGGCGUGCGUUGACUGAUGCCGUGGGCCCCCUGAAUGUCUUCAAAGGGACACCGUUGCCAUAACUGAUUACAUAUUUAAUUUCUCUAAAUAUGUUUGUUCCUUAUUUUCCUCCUUAUUGCCUGAGGGAUUUUUCUGAAUUUUGAAUUUUUGAAUAUUAUUUUAGUCGCUUUAGAAAAGACCAAAGCUAUUAACGAUCACUAUUAUUAUUUUAUGCAUGAGUAAAAAUAUUUUGAGAUUUAUAAUAAAUAUAGAAUAAUUAAUUACAAUAACGUUUCUUAAGUAAUUCCGUAACUUAAGUAAUUUGUUACACAUUUGGGGUUCUCCAGGUCAGUGAAUCUUAUAAAUAAUUCAACAUAAAACCACUUUUAGCAGUAGUUUUAUUUAGUAGU
Molecule: messenger RNA, 1439 nt
Organism: Gryllus bimaculatus (two-spotted cricket)
Lineage: Eukaryota; Metazoa; Arthropoda; Insecta; Orthoptera; Gryllidae
Source: the annotation of a GenBank genome assembly